GCGGGCCCCAGAGAUCACGCGCGAAUUCUACAACCCGUGGUACAACACCACUCUCGACAUCGCCGCCUUUGGCAUCGACGACACCAUGGAAGAUCCGCCCGAUGCUGACUUGGCCUACAUGGGCGACCGCAGCCUCACGGCCAUCGACGAGGUCGCCCUCGCGGCUGAAGUCGCCAUGACCACGCAGUUCGACACCGACGUCGGCUUCACGAAGAACGCUAGCAAGCGGCAGACCUGGAGCGUCGCUGGCGAUCUACCAGAACGCAUCGAGCACUCUGGCUUCACGGCUGUCCCAACGGAUCUGUCUGCGCCCGUCAAUCCGCGAAAGGGUUGCGCAACGAUCGAGAACGGCAUUGCCAUCCUGGACGGCCUCCCGGGCAGUGUCGCGGUCCGCGCCAUCUUCGCCAUCGGCUGCAUCCGACCACACUGGACCUGGGCAGCGCCGCUGCUGACCUCUGUCCUGGCGGACUACACCAGGCGCUUGUUCCGCGCCAUCAGCACG
Molecule: messenger RNA, 502 nt
Organism: Prorocentrum cordatum
Lineage: Eukaryota; Dinophyceae; Prorocentrales; Prorocentraceae
Source: the annotation of a GenBank genome assembly